Messenger RNA from Perkinsus marinus ATCC 50983, 467 nucleotides. RefSeq lists its product as hypothetical. The record is from RefSeq and is a predicted model, not a curated record. The annotation marks the transcript as partial. The transcript has a single exon. Lineage: Eukaryota; Perkinsozoa; Perkinsida; Perkinsidae.
GCUGGGGGAGAGAUGAACCCGCCCCCGCUGCCAAACUCGAGUGGAUUCAGAACCCCUAUGAUGCGGUUUUCCCUGCCUCUCUCGGUACCUCAAAUCAGAACUGCGUAGACCUGGACUUGGCUGAGGGUCGUAAGUGGAUUGACCAGUUUUUCCCCAACGCGGAAACCUACCGAAGACUCCAACAAGUCAAGUGCCGCUAUAAUGCGGUUGAUAUGUUCAACUUCCCCGCGAUCGAUCUGAUGACGAUUGACAUUGAUGACAGCAUAUGCGAAGCAGGAACUACCACUACGUCCACGACAACCAAUGCAGACAGUACUGCCAGUAGCUCCAGGGCUAGAACUACAGCUGCUGGAUCCUUCUCGACGAGCAAGAGUACUACUUCCGGACACUCUGAUUGCAAAGAGGCCGAUCGGAAGUGUUCCGAGGGCUACCCAGGCUCCUUUUGUAUGACGAAUAAGCUUCCGAAC